AUGGAGGGUGCAGAAGAGAAGAAAAAGAAGGUUCCUCCUGUGCCAGAAACCCUUAAAAAAAAGCGAAAGAAUUUCGCAGAGCUUAAGAUCAAGUGCCUGAGAAAGAAGGUUGCCCAAAAGAUGCUUCGAAAGGCAAGGAGGAAGCUUAUUUAUGAAAAAGCUAAGCAUUACCACAAGGAAUACAGGCAGAUGUACAGAACUGAAAUUCGAAUGGCUAGGAUGGCACGAAAAGCUGGCAACUUCUAUGUACCCGCGGAACCCAAGUUGGCAUUUGUCAUCAGGAUCAGAGGCAUCAACGACAACGCAUUGAUUGCUCGAUCUCUUGGGAAAUACGGACUCAUCUGCAUGGAGGAUCUGAUUCAUGAGAUCUAUACUGUUGGAAAACGUUUCAAAGAAGCAAACAACUUCCUGUGGCCCUUUAAAUUGUCUUCUCCGCGAGGUGGAAUGAAGAAAAAGACCACCCAUUUUGUAGAAGGUGGAGAUGCUGGCGACAGGGAAGACCAGAUCAACAGGCUUAUUAGAAGGAUGAACUAA
This is a messenger RNA of Rangifer tarandus platyrhynchus (Svalbard reindeer), 534 nucleotides long. The record is from the annotation of a GenBank genome assembly. Lineage: Eukaryota; Metazoa; Chordata; Mammalia; Artiodactyla; Cervidae.